AUGUUGCAGCAGAUUCUGCAUGAUCUGUACAUUGACCCUGAGCUCCUGGCUGAGCUCAGUGACGUGCAGAAACACAUCCUCUUCUACAAGAUGCGGGAGGAGCAGCUGAGGCGCUGGAGGGAUCGAGAGGCCCGGGAGGCCCUGGUGCAGGCUGAUAGCCUCAGGCCUCUGAAGGUCAAGCGAGCUCAGGAGGGCUGGGUCUCAGGUCCAGCUUUGGCCCUGGAUGCUGCCUGGCAGCCUAGCUGGGCUGCUUUGCUGCUCCCUAGAAGGAAAGGAGCCAGCAACAGGCACAUCCAGUGGCUCCUGGGAGCAGACGGCGAGGUCUGGGUCUGGGUCAUGGGAGAAGGCCCUGGUGACAAGCCCUACGAAGAGAUCUCAGAGGAGCUGAUCGCCAAGCGGGCACGGCUGCAGGCUCAAAGGGAGGCCGAGGAGCUCUGGAGACAGAAGGAAGCUGAGAUCACUAAGAAAUUCCGGGAUGCUCUGGCCAACGAAAAAGCCCGGAUCCUGGCAGAGAAGUGGAAAGUGGAGAUGGAGGACCGCAAGGCUGCCAAAAUCCUGGAGGAACGCAUCCACGAGGAAUUCAAGAGGAAAGAGGAAGAAGAAAGGAAGCGAGGAGAGGAGCAGAUUCGCCUCCAGGAAGAGCAGAGGGCGAAGGAGCUGUACUGGAGCCUGAAGCAGGCGCAGCUGCACAGCCAGUCCAGUGAGCGCGAGGAGCGUGAGUGGGAAGAGCAAUUGCGCAGAAUCAAGGCGGCUGACGAGGAGAGGAGCUUGCGAGCCCAGCAUGCCCGGGAUGAGUACCUGCGCCACUCGCUAUGCGCCAUCCAGAAGGGCACUGUCGCUGGGCUCAGCUCCAUGUUCCAGGAGCUCGGCCAGAACAACGAGCAGGAGGCGAGGCUCUACCAUCACCUUCCAGGCCCUGGCCCGCCUCUGCCCCGAGCUGUGCCCAUUGGGACGUGGGAGCGACCACUGCGUCCAGUCUCCAGAGAAGUCAUUGUCCGCUGGUUUAAGGAGGAGCAGCUGCCUCGCCGGGCUGGCUUCGAGAGGAACACCAAAUCCAUCGCCCCCUGGUUCCAUGGAAUUAUUAGCCGAGAAAAUGCAGAGAAUCUCCUGGAGAACAUGACUGAGGGUGCGUUUCUGGUCCGUGUCAGUGAGAAGAUCUGGGGCUACACCCUCUCCUACCGCCUGCAGAAAGGCUUCAAGCACUUCCUCGUGGAUGCGUCUGGGGACUUUUACAGCUUCCUGGGAGUGGACCCCAAUCGCCACGCAACUCUCACGGAUCUCAUUGAUUUCCACAAGGAGGAAAUUAUCACCGUUUCUGGGGGAGAGUUGCUGCAGGAACCCUGUGGACAGAGGGACAGCCCGCCAGACUACCAUGUGUUGUUUGAAUGAUAGUUUUUUUUCCUUAUCAGUUGGGUUCCCUCGGGACUCCCUUCUUUCUUCAAAAGCCAGUUUAAGAACUUCCCAACUCAAAUUCCUAUGGCUUUCCGUGAGUGUGCUACAAUCCAGAGGCACAAGUAGAUUAGUAUGUCCCAAGCGAUAUUAAAUACAUGGCGUUUGUGCUACUGGCCCCACCCCUGUGCUCAGGACAAACAUUGCUAGUGGCUGAUGCAACUUGUUUUGUGAAUAAUUUAGCUAUGACCUCAAAAGAUGAAGCUUACCUGUCAUGACUGCCUUAAACCACACUUCUAGAGUGCAUGGACCAUGUUUUGAUAAUUCAGAAUAAUUCUAGUGCCGAACUCUGAACAUAUGGUACUCUAACAUAUGGUAGACUUUCAAUAAACAUUUGUUGAAGAAAUGCAGCUCUUCUGAAAGUUUCCCAACAUGACCCAGUGAUGAUUAUUUCCUACUUGUCACUCUUUAUAUAAAGUCAUGGAAGUAAAACGAAAAAAUGUAUAGUAUUUAUAUGGCAAACACAGAUGUGACAUUCUCUAUGACAUUCAUCAGUCUUGAUAUUUUCACUGUAACUACCUGGGGUUUCUAAACCCCAGCUUCCAGGACAGGUGCUUGCUUCUGCCUUGCCUUCCUUUUUUCAUUUCUCUUCUUCCACCCUCCUCUGUCUUUGAGUCAUAUCUUGGCCCUGGUUUUGGAAUAUUAAAGUAGCGAUCUUAUAUAUAACUGCAGAUGUAUCCAAGCCCAAGGGUGAAUUAUUAACCCAAGAAUGGUGUUUAAACAUCUAACAAGACCUUUCCUUUCUAGGAUGCUGUCUACAUGAAGUUACUCAAGUGAUUAGCUCUAUUAUCAUUGCUCUUUUGCUUUUGAUUCUACUGUCCAUUUAAUCUGAGUAUGUUCUUCAUGUUAACACAAAGACUCUCCCAGUGAGGACCUCAGGGAUGGUGUCUAUUUGUGCAUAACUGUGUUCCAUACAUAUGGCCAUAGACAAGGAGGCAGCAGAUUGUGUAGUAAAAUUAUAGAUCCUUGGGUCAAGAAGACCUGGGUUCAGCCUGGUGCUCACUACUUUGCAGCGUAGUACUUGGUGACCACACAAACACAAAUGGACUCUUGGGACAUCAGGGUCUGAUUAACCUUUCUAGGUAGCUUCCACAAACCUCUCUUAUUCCCUGCUUCCCUUCUUGCCUCACCUGUUUCUCAUCUCUUUGUCCGCUUUUUCCUAAGGCACUGUCACUAUAAACAGUUUUGCAUGGGCUCUGCUCUUUCUCCUGUUGAUCAGCCUCAAGCAAGCAUAAAUCAGCAGUGCAUUGCCACAUGCAGUGCUAGAGGCUCCUCACCUCUGGCUGCCAUGAUACAGAAGAGCUGGAGUUCAGUGCCCAUGCAGUGAGCUCUAGACCAAAGGAGACCAGACACCAAGGCUGGCAAAUCAGUUCUUUACUCUCCUUCCUCCUGGAGGGCCUGUUUGGAGAAGCACCUCUUCAUACAGCCUCUUACAGGACAGAUCUGCAAGAUGGAGCAACCAGUCACGAUGACACCAAGCAGUGGCCAGAUCAGUGACAACCCUGUUUGUGUUUCCUAUCUCUCAGCCUCACACCAUCUCAAUCUGCUCCUCUGCGAUUGCUCUCAUAAACCAAGGAAUAGCUCAGAAGCAUUGGGCACAAGCUCUGCCCUUUGGGGAGCCAAGGCAAGCCCCAUCAUACACGUGUUUAAUAACAUCAACUCUGAAAUUCAGAUCUAGAACUUCCUUCUCUUUCUCUCACAUGGAUGAAAUGAUGCAAUGGAAGAACCCUGGCUUUUGAGCACUUAAAUACUUCAAAACCAAAAGCCGCAUAUUAUCAAAAUCACCAUAUAUCUAUGAGGACUUGACAGAACCAAGUUUUUAAAAAAUUUUAUUUUGGCUGUGCUAUGCAUCAAAUUGAAAUUGUUGGAGUCAUUUACCCUUAUAAAACCUCUGCAUAAAAUGGAAGAAAAUUUUGUCUAUGGCAGUCACUAGUUAUUUUGGGCAGAUCUGUUGAAUGACAAAUAUGGAAACUGUCAAAGGGAAAGUUGCUGCUCGCUAUAACUGCAAACAGCGACAACUUGGUGCUGAGUGCUGCUGUAUCGGGGACGCAACAUGAUGAUUAUCGACAACUUGCAAGAAGUUUCCAGCAGCAGCUUUGAAAGCAGUCCAAGGUGGGCGAGAACCUGAAUCCCCAGCCUGUUGUUGCUGUCACCUCCUAAUUAAUAUGUGAGAGACAACAGCUGAGUUUUCCAUCUCUAACGCAUACAUUUCAUUUUAUUUGGGGCCUGCACUUUCUGCAUGUCUCAUAUAUUUGAGGUUUUUGCCUGGCUUUAAAAUAAAUUCCUUGUAAGUUGUCCUGCAAAUGAAAUUACUGUCUGGAAAACUGCAAUUUCACCUUGAGAGUUUUAUUAUGCUAAUAAAUG
Molecule: messenger RNA, 3813 nt
Organism: Chinchilla lanigera (long-tailed chinchilla)
Lineage: Eukaryota; Metazoa; Chordata; Mammalia; Rodentia; Chinchillidae
Gene: Sh2d4b
Product: SH2 domain containing 4B
Exons: 9
Coding region: 1-1389 (462 amino acids)
Cellular component (GO): cytoplasm
Source: RefSeq, a predicted model, not a curated record